AUGAUGCUGCCAACCUCUCUUGUCCUCAUCUUAGCUGCCCCUAUCCUGGCAUGUGAUGUUCCUACAAGCCCACUCUCGAACAAUAUUACCGCGGGGUUCUCAAUUCAGAUACAGAAUGCGUCGUUUCCAGACAUCCAUAACCAUUUCAUGAAUAUCUGGGACUGGGGUGGCGGUGACCAACAUCUUUUCGUUAGUCCCGCCGGGAAUUCCACAAACCAGCUCACACUUGUCGACGGUGUGAUCACUCUGCCGUGGGAUCCGCCACGCCGCGCGGUUAUCAACGGGGAGUAUGAGGUGAAAGAUAACACGACCAAGAUGUUCAUGACAGAACGUGGAGAUCCGCGUGCUAUUUAUGAUGUCGUGUACGGGUGCAAUCCUGAUACAGAUGCUUUGCAAACCGAACUGUCCUUCAAGUCUCGUGGAGAUAUAGAAAUGGGAGGAAAUAUCGGCGUUCGCCCGUUUAAUGGCAUGUAUGACUUUCGAUGGACGCCAGCAGGAAAUACCGGUCAUUGCGUCCUUACCAGGGUUAUUCACGCUGACAGUGUAUUCAGCCUAUGA
This is a messenger RNA of Daldinia decipiens, 558 nucleotides long. RefSeq lists its product as uncharacterized. The record is from RefSeq and is a predicted model, not a curated record. Bases 1 to 558 code for a protein of 185 amino acids. Lineage: Eukaryota; Fungi; Ascomycota; Sordariomycetes; Xylariales; Hypoxylaceae. The transcript has 2 exons.